AGAAGCGUUUUGAAGAGGAUACAGUGUAGAAAAGCUACCUCUCCUGAGAAAGUCAACUCAUUUUGGAUAACUGCUGACCAAGUCAGAAGAAGAAGGAGAAGCAGCAGAAAUCCUUAAGAGUUGGAAGUGCUGAAUCUCCUUUUUGGAUACAGUGGGAGUCCUUGAGGUCACUUCUCCCCAAAGGGAGGUUAGAGUGUCAUCAGGGCAGGAAAAAAAAAUCCUUCUCUUAUCCCAAGGCAUCAGGAAACUUCCAGGACCUCAACCUUCUGGCUUGCUCCCCCUGCCCAGUUGCUGCCAUGUAUUCCCUGGUCUUCCUCUGUGCCCAGAAGGUUGUCUCUCACUACUCAACCUUGCAAGAAGCCCUGGGCUUCCUCCCGAAGGAGCUGUAUCCCGUCCUCUUCAAGGCCGCCUUCAUGGACAAGAGAACUCCGGUGCUCCAGCAAUUGGUGGAAACCUGGCCAUUCCCCGUCCUCAGUUUCCAGAAACUCUUGUGCAAGUGUCAGCAUUGUGAGCGGGCCCUGAUCCGGGAGAAGCCGAACAAGUUGUGUAUUCAGGCCAUUAUUUUGGGGGUGGUGACGUAUCUCAUGAAGAUGCUGGAGAAUCGAACUUGCAGCAAGAGCAAGGGGCAGCGUUUGCAGAUCCUUGACAUGACGGGCCUCCAGGACGAAGGGCAGGGCCCGGAGAGCAUGAGCCUGUGGUCCAGGACGGUCACUCUGGCCAAGGCGUGCCUGGACGUCUCCAAGCAGCAGAGCAAGUGCCUGAAGCGCUCCUCCAAGCGGAGGAAGGGCCCCUACAGCAGGUCCGUGGCCCUGCCGGCACCGCAGCCCGUGUCCGUGGACGUCUGGGUGGACCUUUUUGUCAACAGCACCUCCUACGUGGUGCUGAAGGACGCCCUGCAGAUCAACAGCGGCAACGCCCUGCGCCUGCGCUGCCGGGACUUCCGGGCGGAGGAGCUCUCCAUCGCCAGCACCGUGGGGCUGCUGGAGUUCCUGGACCCCGCCGGGGUCCGGCAGGUAGACCUGCGGUUCAACAACCUCGGGCUCUCCGGCCUCAGGGUGGUCCUGCCGCACCUCACCAAGUUCACCAACCUGGCCAGCCUGAAGCUGCCCUACAGCAACAUUGACGUCCGGCGGCUGACGGUGGGCAUGGAAGGGAGCCUGCAGUACUUCGCCACUCAGCUCAGCCGCCUCACCUGCCUCAAGGAGUUGAACCUGGGCUCCUCCAGGCUUUCGGGCAAGCUGCCACAACUCCUGGGAAACCUGCGGAGCCCUUUGGAGAGCCUGGAGCUGGCCUUUUGCUACCUGCUGCCCAACGACUUCGCCUACCUCUCUCAAAGCCUCCACACCUCGUCCCUGAAGAAGCUCGACCUGAGCGGUAACAACCUGUCCGACAGCCUCCUCCAGCCUCUGCAGGGCCUGCUGACCGAGGCCGCCUCCACUUUGCUCCACCUGGACAUCAUGGAAUGCCGGCUGAUGGACCCCCACCUGAACCUGCUCCUGCCCGCCCUCUGCCGCUGCACCCGGCUCCGCUACCUGGGCGUCUUCGGCAACCCCAUCUCGGCCAAGGGGGUGAAGAACCUGCUCCACAAGACGGUGGGCCUCUUGGACUUGCGGCUGGUCAUCUACCCCUACCCCGUGGACUGCUACGGGGACGACCUGCCCUGGCCCCCCACCUCUUCCAACCUGCUCAAUGGCUCCGUGGACGAGGAGAAAUUCUCCCGGGUCAGCAACGAACUCCAGCAGAUGCUGCUGAGCGCCAACCGCGGAGACGCCGUCUGGACCACGAACCUCUGCCGCCACAACAGCCUCGACUAUUUCAGUUUAUAGCCCCGUUGGGCGCCAGUACUCUUCUACUCCUAAAUCUGGAAUAAAGCCCCUCCUCUUCCUUUCUAGUCCGUGAUCUGAGCCCGCUUAGCAGUCCCGGCGGGCGUAAGCCAGAAGCCCUACGCGGAGUAACCCUGCAAGCAGCCGAUUAAGAGCCUGCAGGGUUUUUUUUCCUGAAACUUGGAAACACGCUCUGCCAAUUGUGCUGGGCCCUCAUGGAGCCGGUGAACAGGAGCCGCCUGGCAGGGAUGGAAAAGGGGGCACAUCUGGGGCAGAGAAGGGCACUGCGCCCUCUUUCCAUCCCUGCUGAAGUGGGGAUGCCAGCCCAGAAAGUCUGUCCCAACCAUGGGGUUUUUUCCCCCCCAAUUGCAGACCAUUUCCGGUGCAUGUAGCAAUCGGAGGGAGGGGGUCAUUUUCCUGGCUGUUGGGUUAUUAUUAUUAUUAUUAUUUUUUACUUCUAUACAUCAGAAUGUAGCAUUGUGUUGUUGUGGGGGGGGGUCUGAGAUGGGGGGGGUGCAGGUGGGCGCUUUCCACCUGUUGUCGUUAGCCCUCUCACGUUGUUGAAUAAGGUGGGAGCAGGCAGGUUGUGGAUCUAGAGUUCAGGGGGAAACCUCGUUUUACGAUGGGCGGCGGGAGGGGGAAGAUGGCACAACAGCCUUUAUCUUGAAAUAAAAGACGAUUCCUCUC
Molecule: messenger RNA, 2510 nt
Organism: Thamnophis sirtalis
Lineage: Eukaryota; Metazoa; Chordata; Lepidosauria; Squamata; Natricidae
Source: RefSeq, a predicted model, not a curated record